This is a messenger RNA of Panicum hallii, 627 nucleotides long. RefSeq lists its product as uncharacterized. The transcript is spliced from 2 exons. The record is from RefSeq and is a predicted model, not a curated record. Bases 1 to 627 code for a protein of 208 amino acids. NCBI's taxonomy places the organism in Eukaryota, Viridiplantae, Streptophyta, Magnoliopsida, Poales, Poaceae.
AUGGCGUCAAGCUCCAGCGCUGGUUCCUCCAACCCUCUCCUUGGGAUCCAAGUUACUGAGAAGCUGACCAAGAACAACUUUGUGCUAUGGCGAGCGCAAGUUCUCACGGCCAUCCGCAGUGCUCGUCUUGAAGGCUAUGUCACCGGCAAGGUCGUCGCUCCCGAAGCCGAGAUCGACGAGAAACAAGCUGACAAGGUUGUCAAGGUUUCCAAUCCGGCAUAUGAGGAGUGGUAUGCCCGGGACCAGCAGGUUCUAGGACUUAUCUUCAUGUCCGCAUCUAAGGACGUGUUGACAAGGAUCGCCAACGCUACCACCAAGAAGGAAUCCAUAUCCAUCACCGAGUACUACAGCAAGACAAAGGGGCUCGGCGAUGAGAUGGCGGCUGCAGUAAAGCCCCUCGACGACGAAGAGAUGGUCGGCUACAUCAUGAACAGGUUGGAUGCUGAGUUCAAUCCCGUGACAUCUGCUCCUAUUACAAGAGUAGAGCUGAUCACCAUGUCUGAGUUGUUCUCUCAACUAUUAAGUUUUGAGACACGGCUUGAUCUACAGCAAGGAGGAUCAUCUUCGUCUGCUAACCUAGCUAGCAGAGGAGGGCGUGGUGGCAUGCAUGGUCGCGGCGGCAAUUGA